Petromyzon marinus (sea lamprey) is the source of this 11051-nucleotide messenger RNA. Its product is annotated as semaphorin-5A-like. Gene Ontology annotation, biological process: positive regulation of cell migration; semaphorin-plexin signaling pathway; axon guidance. NCBI's taxonomy places the organism in Eukaryota, Metazoa, Chordata, Hyperoartia, Petromyzontiformes, Petromyzontidae. Gene Ontology annotation, cellular component: plasma membrane. The record is from RefSeq and is a predicted model, not a curated record. Gene Ontology annotation, molecular function: chemorepellent activity; semaphorin receptor binding.
GUGCGUUAAGUCAGUGUGCGUGUGUGUGUGUCUAGGCGGGCCCACAGUGUGUGUGGGUGGAGCUACAUGGCCUGUGUGUGUGUCUUUGGAGCGGUGAGCAUCACCAGCCAAGGCGCUCACUUGCAUGCAUGUGCAGCUGCGAGUUGGGUGCAAUUCAGCCCUCUUGGGUUGUUCAGCACUGCAGACCAAGCAGCACAUAACAGCCCACGGACUCAAUCUCUCUAUGUCUAACGCACAUGCUCUGCCCCACCGAUUUGCAGACACACGUAGACACACAGGCACACUUUAAAGAGUCUAACACUCCAUCAAAGACGCACACUUUUUUUAUCACAUGCAUCGCCAGUCACUCAGACUGCGUCAUACACAUUGCCUCUCUGUAUGUCAGGCACACGCAGAGGGUGCCUCGGUGUUUUUCACUCGCAGCCUUCCCAUUGUCACACGCACACAUGCGCUCUAUCUCUGCCACACACUACACCACACACACUCUCGUCUCGCAGUGUACAACAAAGCACGCGCGUCUCCUCUAUCGAUAGUACCAACGGAGCUGCAUUCGUCCCAAGAACAAAACUUUGACGUUGACAUCUUCAAGAAGCCAAGGUGCUGCCAUGCUAGAUGCAUUGAGCAAUCUGCGCAGGUGAUCAUUUGCCGACAGCAGCUCCUGUUGUCUACAAUGCGGCCGUCUGGGUGACUGCCGCAGCCCCCAACGCACCCUGCAGCUCCCCCCUCCCGCGCCAGCCGGACCACCGCUCUGGGCACCAUGCCAUCCCGGCCGCCCCACCUCGGCCCCUACCGACCGCCCCUGCCGCCGCCGCUCGCGCGUUCAGCGGCCGUGGCCUCCCUGUUGGCGAGGCUCGCCGUGUGCCUGGUGGCCCUGGCAGCGCUGGGCAGGGCCGGGCCGGAGGACUCGGAGCAAUGCGCCCGCAAGGAGCACCCUCGCUCCAGCCUGGCAGACGUCUCCCCGUGGCUCCAUAACUUCACCUUCUCGGGAGCGGUCAAUUUCUCACAGAUCGCCUUUGAUCCCAGCCGGGGUCAGCUGAUCGUUGGAGCCAGGAACUACCUCUUCCGGCUCAGCAUGUCUAAUCUCAGCCUCAUCCAGGCCACUGAGUGGAGCUGCACAGAGACCACCAAAAGCUCAUGCUUCAGCAAGGGAAAGUCUGAGGAGGAGUGCCACAACUACGUGCGGGUGCUGUUGGUGAGGGGAAGCAGGCUCUUCAGCUGUGGCACCAACGCCUUCUCGCCCAUCUGCACCGACCGCACGCUGGGCAACAUGAACCGCGUGCUGGACACGAUCAACGGCGUGGCUCGCUGCCCGUACGACCCGCGGCAGAGCAGCGCCACGCUGCUCACGGCGCGCGGGGAGCUCUACGCCGCCACCGCCGUCGACUUUGCCGGCCGUGACCCGGCGCUCUACCGGAGCCUCGGCGGGCAGCCCACCCUGCGCACCGCGCAGUACAACUCUCGCUGGCUCAACGAGCCAAACUUCGUGCUGGCAUGGGAGGCGGGUGGCUUCGUGUACGUGGCGUUCCGCGAGCUCGCCGUCGAGCAGGAGUGCGGGCGGCGCGUCGUGUCGCGCGUCGCCCGCGUCUGCGCCAACGACCUGGGUGGCCGCUUCCUGCUGGAGGACACGUGGACGACCUACAUGAAGGCCCGUCUCGACUGCUCGGGGUCGUCGUCUGGAACGGCCUCUUCUGGAGCCGGGGGAGCCGGAGCCGCCGGGUCCGGAAGUUCGGGUUCGAGGAGAGGCAACGCGGCGCCCGAGUACCCGGAGCUGCGGAGCGCCGUCUACCUCCCCGAGGCCGGGCUUCUCUAUGGGCUAUUUUCCACCAGCGGGAGUGGUCCGCAGGCAUCGGCGGUGUGCGCGUACAACAUCAGCAGCAUCGCGGGGGCCUUCAACGGAGCCUUCAAGUACCAGGAGGGCCCACGUGCAGCGUGGAUGGUCCAUCCCAACCCCAACCCCAACUUUCAGUGUGGCCGAGUGUCCGAGGGCCCCAACGUGAACCUGACGGAGCGCAGCCUGGCCGACGCUCAGCGUCUGCUGCUCAUGUCGGAGGCCGUCGCCCCGCUCGGGGGGCGUCCCGUCAUCGCCCAGCCCGAGGUGCGCCUCUCCCACGUGGCCGUUCAUAGCAUGGCGGCAGCGGCGGCCUCCUCGUCCGGCCGAACGGCCGUCCAACACAUCCUCUACCUGGCCACAGAGCGUGGCACGGUUCAGAAGGUGGCAGCCGCCACUGGAUGCGUCAUCGACGAGAUGGAGCUCCUUCCAGCCGUCCAGCAGCAGCCAAUCAGAGCGCUGCGUGUGGACCCAGGGGGCGAGGCGCUGUUUGUGGGCGUGGACGGCGGCGUUCUGCGCCUGCCACUCGAGAGAUGCUCCACGCACGGCACAGAGAGCGCGUGUCUGCGGGCACGAGACCCCUACUGUGGCUGGGAUGGGAUACUGAGAAGCUGCAUUCGACUCCGAGAAAACUGGGAUGCCAGAAGAUCCUGGAGACAGGAUCUCACCUCCUGCCCGGUGCGCAACCUGACCGUGGAUGGUGGGCCGGGACCCUGGUCGGCGUGGGAGCCGUGCCAACACUGGGACGGCGACGUGGGGGGCAGCUCCGCGGGGGGCUCGUCGUGCCAGUGCCGCCGCCGGGCGUGCGACUCCCCGGUCCCAGGCUGUGGGGGGCGACCCUGCCCGGGACCCAGCGUGCAGGUGGCCAACUGCUCCAGGAAUGGCGGCUGGACACCGUGGUCCACGUGGUCUGGCUGCAGCGCGUCAUGCGGCAUGGGCUUCCAGGCGCGGCAGCGCUCGUGCAGCAACCCCAGCCCGCGGCACGGGGGCCGCGUGUGCGUGGGGCAGAGCCGAGAGGAGAGAUCACACAAGCAGACAAAGCGGCAGUACUACUGGUUCUGCAACGAGCGCGCCCGCUGCCCCGUGCCCGCGUCCUGGGCGCCGUGGAGCCCGUGGGAGCCGUGCAGCGCGCCCUGCGGGGGCGGCACGCGCACGCGGAGGCGCACGUGCACCGCCGACGACGCCGGAGACACCGCCUGCACCGGCUGCGACGCGGAGCACGAGGCGUGCAGCUUGGACCCGUGCCCCGAGACGCGACGCAGCACGCCGUGGACCCCCUGGGUGCCGGUGGCGGGCGGCGGCGGUGGGAACGCGUCGGCUCGCGGGCGGCACGAGCAGCGCUUCCGCUACACGUGCCGCGCUCGCCUCGCCGAGCCCGGCGGGCUGGACGCGAGCCGGCGCAAGGUGGAGAUGCGCUUCUGUGCCGCCGGCACCGCCGGCACCGCCGGUGGCGCUGACGAGUGCUCCAUAGAGGGCGACGUGGGGCUUCGUGCCGGGGGGGCGGCAGCCACCAGCACCGCGUGGUCUCCCUGGGCCGCCUGGUCCCAGUGCUCGCACCGAUGCGGCCGCGGCUUCCGCAGCCGCAGGCGUGUGUGCGGCGCCGCAGGCGGAGCCGGAGCGGCAAUGUUGACGGGGCAGCAGCAGCAGCAGCAGUCGCAGCAACAGCAGCAGUGCCCCGGAACCCCGACGGAGUUCCAGGAAUGCAACCUGCAGGCCUGCCCAGUGGACGGCGGCUGGUCGUGCUGGAUCAGCUGGUCUGCCUGCUCGGCCACGUGUGGAGGAGGCCACCGGCAGCGCAGCCGCGCCUGCACGCACCCCCCGCCGGCACACGGAGGGGACAUCUGCCUGGGCUUGCACACAGAGGAGGCUCUGUGCAACACGCAGAGCUGCCCAGACGGCUGGUCGGAGUGGAGCACGUGGAGUGAGUGCGGCGUCUCGGGAGGACGGCGUUACCGCUCGCGCCUUUGCACCGCGCCCUUUCCCGACGUCCGCCGAUGUCCGGGCAACAGCACGGAGGAAAGGGGCUGCCCCCUUCACCCCAAUGCCAUCGAAAUACCAGUAAAUGUGGCAUACUCGACAAAGGAAGACAAAAGGAAAUGUGGAGAGUUCUCGCUGGCCCACGUGGUGGCGGCCGGCCUCACCUGCGGGCUGCUGGGCUGCCUGCUCGCGCUGCUGCUCGUGAGCUGGCGCCGCCGCUGCUGCUGCUGCUGCUGCGGCGGCGACGCGGCCAGGGGCGGCGGAGCGUCGCGCGGGGCCACGCUCGCCCUGGCUCGCCUGCCGCGGGGCCCUCCGCCGCCGAGCGGCCUCCUCGCCGGGCCGCUCCGCGCGCCCGGCGGGCAGGGCCCCGCGUCGCUGAACCCCGGCCUCAGCCCCGCGCUCAGCGGGCUCAACACGACCAAGCUGGACAAGUACGACUCGCUCGAGGCCAUCAAGGUUCUCAACAAAAAUUACCUGAUGAACGAAGAAAACACCAAGUGUAUCAACUCGCACAUCCACACCACGAAGACCUUCGCCAACACUCUCUACUCCGACCUCAAGAAAUACGACGACUACUGAAGGGAACCUUAAAAGGGUGCAGCCGCUCCUUCAACUCCUCCUCCUCCUCGUCAAGUUAUUUCGUGCAAUCGAUUUGCGCAUACGCAGCAGCUCACUUCGAGGCUGCAAGCUGAGGAGAAUGUGGAAUUUACAAAACUCAAGAUCGGAGAGUCAUCGCAUUUGAUGCCGCUGAUGUCAGCACCCCUUGCCAACGCUUCCAAUCCUCCUGGGAGAUCCACAGCUGUUGAGCCGUUGAUGCCGGAACUCCAGGGUCUCAUCACCAACAUCUGACUUUGGAUCUUCCCCUCGGCCGCGAGCCUCUGGGAGACACUCCAAUGGCUGUCUCUGUACGCUGCCCCCCUCCUUCCCACACUCACGAGCCCUUAUCAACCGUAAAAAGCCAAUCAUCUGAUUACAGUAAUAGUACAAUAAUUCAAAAGGGAGUUGGAUUUUCCUCGCACAUAAGGUGAUGCACUACCUCACCGCUACACGAACGCCGUAGAAGGAACCCCAUCUCAAUUAAUUAUCCGGAAAUCUCAUUGGCUUCGGCUGUGAAGGCUGCCGCUGAGAGUCCCUGCAAUUCUGAGCCAUGCGCCCAAAACUAGCGGCUUCCCUUCCGCCGCGAGUUUUGUUACGUCAACAAAAAAACUCGCGCCGAUAUUUCUGUUCGGUUUACUCCACUGGGACAAAUGUUAUAUUCCGCCCCGAGUGGCUGGAAAUUUCAAUUGCGGCGUUUACCGGUCUGGAUAGAGGGUUUUAUGCCACCGUCUAAUGCUUGGGGAUUUCCCCGAGGCUGGCUGUCACCUCAAGAUAGCCACGUGGGCCCCCUGGCAGCAGCAUAUUCCUUGUGAACCCUUGCACCCACACUUGUGUUAUGAUAAUGCACAAUACGUUGGGAGUGAACUGCUGCAGCUGAAGAAGUGAUGGGAGUAAUAACUGUUACAAAUUUGCCUUUUACCUUCAAACUGGAAAAGAAAAGAACUGCUGAGGGUCAAGGCACUUACAAGGAACAUUGUUGUCUUCUAUAAUGCAAGAUAGUCGUCAUCGUUCAAUGUUUACGUAAAGUUGUUGCAUGACCUUUAACAGCUACAAUGAAGUAGACACGGAGUCAAGUGUCAGCAUGAUGUUAUAUAAUUUUAUUACAAAAUGAAUAAAGGACCAUUGAAAGAGCUCAUUCCAGCCCACGAAGAUGAUUUUUGCCAGCUGUAUAUUGUGGCUGAGCUUUCAAAUGUACAUUUAUUGAAGUUACUUUAAUUAAGAUUGGUUGGAUACUUGUUUGGAAAUGGAUUAAAAUUGAAAGUGGUAUGUGUAAAAAGUAUCCAAUACAUUUUCAGUUCUCAAUAUAUUUCAAACAAAGCAAAAUAAAACAGUUUAUUGCUGAGACUGUCACAUUUGAUGUAAUAAUUGCUAUUUGCAAUAAAUUAAAAUAUGGAAUAAUACUACUUAAAAUAUUUUAAUAAAAAAAUAUAUAAUUUUACACUUCGCUGAUGCCAUAAGUAUGAAAAAAGACACGAAAGGUAUUGCUUCUGGCUCUGCCAGUGUUUAACACUAGACGGUAAAAGUGCAGUAGAAUUAAUUUGAUGCCGAGGAUGAAAAUAAUUACAAUUUAGUUCAUGUUCCAGCCGUUGCUUGUUCAAUGGGACUGUGUCCAUUGGGAUCGAAAGGGUUUUGUUUGAGCAAGGCAAAGAACAAGAUUACACUUCGCAUUCAAUUCGGUCAGUUUGUGAAAGUUGAAACAUUUCGUGGUUAAGUGGAGUUUUGUGGUUUUCCAGCACAGGCGUGGAAUGGUUUUACUCUCUCAUUUUCUGAAGAAAUUUAUUUGGAAACUAAAGAAACUUUCACUCGCACACGUGAGCAGCGAUUUCAUGCGCACGGGCAAAUCUCUGCACGUCUUAACAACUGCCAAUCGCUUCAAAACGAUUAGAGUCAGGUUAUUUUGAUAUAUGAACGCGCGUGGGGGUCAAGACGAAUGCGAUUUCAUUUCUUUAAAGUAUUCGGCAGAACCAGGUACCACACCUUGACAGGUAAUUGCAAAGGACCACGCUUCGAGAUUGUAAAUAUGAUACUUGUUUUGGCAAAAGCACUUACUGUGCAUUCUCACCCGAGUCCAUCUCGAGGCCUGUUGGGCUUGGUGUUUUCGCGAGACCCAUGUGCAUCCGAGCAGCGCUUAACCUCACGAUGUUUGAUGGGAAAUAUUAGCUUUCGCUGUGGUCAUGGGCGCGAUCAUUUAUCACCAAUGGCCAUGUGGCGUCAUUCAUGUCCAUUCUCAAUGUCUGCUCCCUUGCUUGUAGCGUGUGACCCCACAGCUGGAACGGGAACGGUGUGUCCAGGUUUCUGUUGAGGACACGGGCAUACGGUAGCGCUGUGUAACAUGAUAAGCACUUAAUGGGAACGCACGAAAUAACGAUGCACCGGUUCUCGUCGGAUUGUGAGUAAAUCACGGCAAAACGAUAAACAGUAAAGGCAUAUUGGUCACCGUCAAAGUCAAAGUAAACGUGCAUUUACUAGUCGACGCGUUUCAUCAUCGUUCCCACAAUCCGCCAAGAUGGUGCGGUAGAGAUGUCGUACUUUGUCGCCGCCAUUCCCUGAUGAACUUGGUGGUGGUGGUGUCUGUGGAUGUCUCCUGCCAAGGACAGCGAGCAACCCGGGGGCACUGCAUGAACAGGCCGCAGCCUGCUAUUGAAACUCCUGAAGCCUAACCGGUGCAGGGUUUGCUUGUUCAACAAAUGCUCCAUUUUUUUUCUGGAAUGCUCUUUUAGGUCACUGGAUUUGAGUGCUAUGGUAUGUGUUUCACUUUGUAAAAUGAAAGAUGCUUCGUAUCGUCUGGAAACCUGGUCCUGCAUGUAUGUAAGUAAACGUUGAGACGUAGCAAUUGACCAAUGGUCGUUACGCUGGCUAAUUUGUACCAUUCUUCCUCAGCAUCGAUUGAAUUCUCUGGUGUGUUUGACAAGCGUUGUCAGUACUGUACGUGUAAAAGAUGUUAACUCGUGUUGCUUUGUAAAUAGAAGUAUAUUGCGCUGUCGAUUUAACUGAUGUAAUGAAGCGCCCGUACGCGUUAGUGUAUUAAAUUGAAUGAAGGAUAUAUUAUACACCGCCCAGUUGAAUAUUUGGUCGUUGACAGCGAGAAGGAUGGAAGCCGCGACCUCAACGCCACUGAAGGUCAACAAUCCCCAUAGCAGAGCUACGCCGCGCUUAUUUCGCACCACGCAUGGCCAAUGCAAACGUGGACAUGGCUUCUGCUGCUCCCAAAACGACAUUUAUUUUGCUUUUUUUGUGGAAAGGUUGGGGGUGGGGGGCUGGAGGAGUGGCGGCAGCGCUCUGCCCGCUGCGCCAUGAACCUGGCAUCAUUCUGAUUUCAAUUCCCGGCCAGGGUUAAAGUGAGUGGCGAGUGAUUUGAGAAAACAGGUGGCGUGCCUCCUGUUUCGCACACCUCCCAUUGGCGCGCUUGGCUACGUACGGUGCGAAAGAAGCUCAAAACAUGAAUACAUCUCGCCCUUUACCAGCCUGCACUGAGCAGCGUGGUGAAGUAUGGUCAAAACAACCUCCAUGAGACCCUUCAUCAAGCAGUCGAUUGACAAAGGCUCAGUAAAUUAUCAUAAAAAUUUUUAGAUUCAAUAUACCAUUCCAUGUUAGCUAACUUUACACCUGCAAAUGCAGCCAAGGUUUUUGUUUGUUAUAAACAUCGGCUUAAUUGUAACACUGGAAUACAUAAAUUGUACACACAUUUUAAUCACAAGGCCAGGUGGCCUUGUUCAUUCAUUGUAUAAUAACAAGAGUCAUAUCGGUUCAGAAGAAUCAGUGUAAGGUUAUCGAAACAAAAAAAGCCUCAAUUUAAGAUCAAAGCAGUUGUUCAGAGAUUCAAAGAUAUUGCAACAACAAAUUGUAACAAGACUGCAUUUUCUACUGCGGGCAGUAGAAUAUUAAAAAGGGAAUACGCGAUUUCAAAAACCAACUCGUUCCAUUGUCUCGGCUGGGCUGGCAACAUCGCUGUGUCCAAAAGAGCACUAAAGCAAGCAAACCUGUUUGGCGAGGUGCUGAAUUGAAUAGCCGCUCUGCUCAUUGGACAAUAGUUGCGCUCACGUUUGGGGCUGCGGUGGCAAUGCACGACGGGCGACGACAUUGGUCGCUGCUAGAUCCUUCAUCGUCACCUUUCUCUCGCCUCUCUUAAGAGCGGUCGCGCCGUUACCUUUGAACGCUUGGGCCUUGGCCUAUGAAUGCACGAACAAACAAACCAUUGAACCCGCGUGCUUUGAUCUGAGCCCCGUGCUGUGGUGGAUGCUACUCGGUUUUUUCCACGGGACCGCAUGGCCAAGCGGCGUAAUGUCUUACGACAACUUAAGAAUAACGCUGAUCGUACCUCAAACGUACGGGUGCCAAAGUGUUCUUUCAUUUGUUAUCCUUAAGCCAAAAAUUGCCAUCUUGCGAUACAUUAAUAAUUGAGUAUCCAACUUCGCUCCAACCCGCAACAAUUAAAUGAUAUAAACAUGGGUUUCACCGGUGCAUAUGCAAUUUUUGCUUUAUUUUAUUUUAAAAAAACUGACUUUAAGUUUCUUCACCCUUAAUACUAGCUCAGAACUAAUCACAUUUAUACAUCCUGAACUAGAAUGCCCAACUUGGGUCUGCCUCUACCUUACAACGUAAUGCAGUUAACAGUGUGCCCAUCAGUUUUAUAUUCCUGGCUCUUCGUGUUAUUGUUGCGUACAUAGCCAUGUCAAAGUCAAAGUGUCUCCCUGCUCAAAUGAGCAAUGCGGUAGCACUCAUCCCCAAUGAUGGCUUUUAACCAGUCUUAGAAAUGUUACAAUCCUAUGGCAUUGGCCAAUCUUUGAAUAGGAUAAUCAUUGUUUCGGCCCACAGUACAUACUGUAGAGUCAUAAAUGAUGGUACUAAUUUUACCACCGCUUACGUUGAUAGGCUAGGUUGAUCCCAGAUUCAUAUUUGAACUUGUUCACGCUUACGGUGGCUUUCAGACCGCAUCCAUUAUUUUCGUCUCCCCCCUCCUCUUUUCCGAACAUAGAUGGACUCGUCCAUCUGAAUAACUGCCAAAUCGCUCUCCGUGGUGCUAACGUUAAAAAAAACGCCACUUUUUUCAAAUUUUCUUGCUGUGGUUUUCACACCUGAUGAUGAUUGCUUGUGUUGCAGUCGAAACGUCGUGAGAAUUUUAUUGUUUUAUAUUUUUAUUAUUUUAUUGUUUCCAUUCUACGUGACUUUACCGAAAGAACCAAGAAUAUGAAUCCCUGCAGUCACGAAAGCUUUAAAUCAAAAUUUGUACCCCUCUGUCAAACACAAACCACAUUUUCACUCUGCAACUUUAUUUUCUUGCUUAAUACAUGUGUUACAUUAAACCACGCACAUUAUUUUAGAUUUUUAGAUCAUGCUAACAAAAGAUUGGCUCAACACAAAUUACUUGUUCAAACACCGCACACAAAUCAUCCUCAAUUCCCUUCUAAUCCGGUUUAUAACUUUUUUAAAAAAAUUCCUUAGCUGUGUUGUACACUGGUGGACGGUUUCAACGCUGGGAGCAAUUAAUGCACACAAUUGACUAGAGUUACGGAGAAAAAUGAAACUAAUGAACAAACGCGUGCACUUUAUUUCUCCCAAUUGUUGAGUGUAGGAAUGCGUUCUCCCGUGUGGAAGCGUGUGAUGUGCCAGUGCUUUUGACGCACAUCCCUGCCGUGACUCGCAUGCACGCGAGUGCACUGCCACAGAGCGUUGCAGGGAAAGUUUAUAUCUCAGUGGUGUUUAUUGAUUACCACAUGCUUUAGUCAUACGUUGGUUUAAACAACAAAAACAGAUUUACUCGUGUAAAAAAAAUACAAUUCAGAUACCAGCGCCAACAUGAAAAGGUCCCAAGUGUGAUAAAAUUAAUAGUAAUUGUUAAGGAGUUUGUCAAGAGUAUAAUUUUUUCAGCAAUAAAUCUUUUCAGUUGUUACUAAUUUUGCAAAGAAAAUUUGCAUUAAACGUAUUGAGUUUUUUUUUUUAUCACCAAUCUUAACAAAAAAUAAUUGGACAGUUAUCGGCGGUCACGAACCAUAAUUCUAUUUGAAACUAACUGUCUUCCAGUUUGGUAGGUCUAAUAGAAUAAAACUAACGUCACUAAACUUUAUGAACAUUUGUUUUGUUCUUAGAUUGCCAACUUGAACACAAACGUGGCAUCAAGCGUGUAUUAUAAACAAACGGCACGUGCGUGGCAUCGUUUGUAUUGUACAGUUUUCAUAUGUCCUCAUUACAGUGCUGUGAAUUACUAUAAAGUUACGUAUCUACUUUGAACAAUGGUAAACAACACACAACCAUCGAAUCCACGGUAUACAUACAUUAUAUUACAUGCACAUUUGCUUUUUCUGAACACUGUUUAAAGUUGCCCCCAUGUCGUCCUGCAGAACUUAAAUAUCGGUUUUGCCUGCCAUGGCAUUGCCCGCUGCUGUGUGUGGCCGCAGAUCACUCGAAGCGAUCCUCAGCAGUAGCUCUGCAUUGUAUACCAACGCACGGUGUCCAAUGCCAUGGUGAUUGCACGUGUCAAAUAACAUGAAAGUGUUUUUUUGUUAAGUGUAACUGCUUAAUUACGAGAGCGGGGUGUCUGUGUAUCGUCGUGUUCGUGGGCACCGGUGUUGUUGGCGCUGCUGUGCUGUUUCCCAUGCAACCCGCGCGUGUGUACGAAUAUUGAGUUACAUAUAAAGUCCUUUUUUCUUAA